AUGAUGGAGGAGUCGAAGCUGACGCGUUUCCAGAGGCGAUACCUGAUGGACUGCGUGAAACGAGGAGAUGCCCUGCCCCUCCAGUGCCACCCCACAUCCAGCAAAGAGCCAGCGCCUGCAGCGCCUGCUUUCUCCCCACCAGUUUGUCAGCCACGUUUGUCAGCUAAACCGCACCUCCGACCCGCCAAGGUCUGCCAGGCAGGAGAUGCCUACACCCGAGAGAAAUUCAAGCCACGGGCAAGGCGAGAUUUGGAAAAGGAGAAGCAAAGGCUCCAAAACAUCUUGGCAACAGGGAAGGAUGUGGUGGAGCAGAAGGUGAAGCAGAUGCUGGUUCAAACAAAGGAAGAGGAGACACCUGAGCCUGACCGCUUUGAAGAAUUGGUGAAUGAAGUUCAGGAGAGGAGGGAAUUCCUGGCAGAGAUGGAAGCUCUAGGACAGGGCAAGAAGUACCAAAGGAUUGUCCUGACUGAAAUCUCACAGAAAAUGCGUGAGAUGGAGAUCAUGGACAAGAAGAGAAGUGAGGAAAUGAGAGAGAUCAUGAUGAAAGACUUCCCUGGUGGGAACAAAUGCAAUCCCCAUGACUAG
This is a messenger RNA of Leptosomus discolor (cuckoo roller), 585 nucleotides long. NCBI's taxonomy places the organism in Eukaryota, Metazoa, Chordata, Aves, Leptosomiformes, Leptosomidae. The record is from RefSeq and is a predicted model, not a curated record.